This is a messenger RNA of Stomoxys calcitrans (stable fly), 809 nucleotides long. RefSeq names its product leucokinin (gene Lk). The record is from RefSeq and is a predicted model, not a curated record. Bases 81 to 605 code for a protein of 174 amino acids. The transcript has 2 exons. NCBI's taxonomy places the organism in Eukaryota, Metazoa, Arthropoda, Insecta, Diptera, Muscidae.
UGCAGAAACGGCAAAAAGGACCACCAAACUUUCUCGAGGAUGUGUCGACAGCGUACGUGCCUUUAAUUUCAUACUACAUCAUGUUUGCUGUUCGGGCCUGUAUACUCAUGGUAUUCAUAUGUUUUUGGUAUAACUACGUCAAGGCGGUCGAAACCAGGGACCUACAGACAUGUGAAACACACUUGAACAAAUAUCGACGAUUCCUGCUUCAAGCUAUACUAAGCUUCGAAGAUGUCUGUGAAGCUUAUAAUACGAGAAACUUAGUUAUACCAGAUAAUGGUCUACCCCCACCAAUAGCAUUUUUUGGUCACUAUCAACCACCAGAGCCAAAAGCUGAAAUAUGGACAUUCUUUAAGCUGUUCAUGGCCCAAUUUAACGAUGUGGACUUUGCAAACAUCGUACGGGAUGCAGUUGUUGAGAGAUGUCACUUUAAAUUGCAACAACAGCAAUUGCAGCAACAAGCGCAGCAGAGAGAUGAGAAACGCAACACUGUGGUCUUGGGAAAGAAGCAAAGAUUCCACUCAUGGGGUGGCAAACGAAGUGGUGGUGCCCUUGCAAACGAAUUGGAAACAGAUCACACAGAUGAAAACACUUUACCGUACUAAGUUAUAACUACUCCACGGACUUUCAAGUGGGCUGGCAUUCCAAAGUAUUUUAGAGAUUCGUUGAAAGCUGUCCGAGCUAACCCAACAAAUUCUAGAUAAUCCAAAUACUGAGGUGUACAAAAUUAACAUUACUCUUUUAAUUCUUUGUUUAUGCAUUGUUUUAUAUGCUCCAAAUUUUAUCAAAUAUACAUAAAUCGCAGCAGA